AGUGCCGGAAUCGCCGCCGCCGCCGCCGCCGCCAGCGCCGCCGCAGCUGCCGCCAGCGCCGCCGCCGCCGCCUCUCAGUGCCGCGUUCGCCGCCGGGAUCGCUGCUGGCGCCGCCGCCUCCCAGGGAGCCGCCGCGGCCGGGUCGGGAGUGGAGGCGGCGCGGCAUGAGGCGGCGCGGGCCCGCUCCGUAGCGCGCGCGUCGGGACGGUCCGGGCGGGCCCCGGGGAAGGGUUGGAUGGUGAGCAAAGGAAAGACUCCUGUGAGAAGCAAGCAGGAUGAGCGGAGGGAUCUGUGCUUGAAGUUUGAGUCCCUUGAAAAAGAUCUCUUUGAAUGUGAAAGAGAUCUGAGCUGAUGAAAAUACAAUCAGGAAAAUGCACCAUGGCAGCAGCAAUGGAAACAGAGCAGCUGGGUGUUGAGAUCUUCGAGACCGCGGAGUGUGAGGAGAAUAUUGAGGCGCAGGAUCGGCCGAAGCUGGAGCCGUUCUAUGUUGAGCGGCAUUCCUGGAGUCAGCUGAAGAAGCUGCUUGCUGACACCAGGAAAUACCAUGGCUACAUGAUGGCCAAGGCGCCACACGAUUUCAUGUUUGUGAAGCGGAACGAUCUUGAUGGGCCUCAUUCGGACAGAAUCUACUACCUGGCUAUGUCUGGUGAAAAUAGAGAAAAUACACUGUUUUAUUCUGAAGUUCCCAAAACCAUCAACAGAGCCGCAGUCCUGAUGCUGUCUUGGAAGCCUCUUCUGGAUCUUUUUCAGGCAACACUGGACUACGGAAUGUAUUCUCGAGAAGAAGAGCUGUUGCGGGAAAGAAAGCGCAUCGGGACCGUUGGCAUUGCUUCUUACGACUAUCACCAAGGCAGUGGGACGUUCCUGUUUCAGGCUGGCAGUGGGAUCUAUCACGUCAAAGACGGAGGGCCUCAGGGGUUCACUCAACAACCCUUACGACCCAAUUUAGUGGAAACUAGUUGUCCCAACAUUCGAAUGGACCCAAAGUUAUGCCCUGCUGACCCAGACUGGAUUGCUUUCAUACACAGCAACGACAUUUGGAUAUCCAACAUUGUGACGAGAGAGGAGCGGAGACUCACCUACGUGCACAGCGAGCUAGCCAACAUGGAAGAGGACCCCAGGUCAGCAGGAGUGGCCACCUUUGUUCUUCAAGAGGAGUUUGACAGAUACUCCGGCUAUUGGUGGUGUCCAGAAGCUGAAACAACUCCUAGUGGUAACAAAAUUCUUAGAAUUUUGUAUGAAGAAAAUGAUGAGUCCGAGGUGGAGAUUAUUCAUGUUACAUCUCCUAUGUUGGAAACACGAAGAGCAGAUUCAUUCCGCUAUCCGAAAACUGGAACGGCAAAUCCUAAAGUCACUUUCAAGAUGUCAGAAAUAACAAUUGAUGCUGAAGGGAGGGUUAUAGAUGUCAUAGAUAAGGAAUUAAUCCAGCCUUUUGAGAUUCUGUUUGAAGGUGUUGAAUAUAUUGCCAGAGCCGGAUGGACACCAGAGGGAAAAUAUGCAUGGGCCAUCCUACUCGAUCGCUCCCAGACACGCCUGCAGAUAGUGUUGAUCUCACCUGAAUUAUUUAUCCCAGUAGAAGAUGAUGCCAUGGAAAGACAGAGACUCAUCGAGUCAGUCCCUGACUCUGUCACGCCGUUAAUCAUCUAUGAAGAAACAACAGACAUCUGGAUCAAUAUACAUGACAUCUUUCAUGUUUUUCCCCAAAGUCAUGAAGAUGAAAUUGAGUUUAUUUUUGCCUCUGAAUGCAAGACAGGCUUUCGUCAUUUAUAUAAAAUCACAUCAAUUUUAAAGGAAAGCAAAUAUAAACGAUCCAGUGGUGGACUGCCUGCACCAAGUGAUUUCAAGUGCCCUGUCAAAGAGGAAAUAGCAAUCACCAGUGGUGAAUGGGAAGUGCUCGGCCGGCAUGGAUCUAACAUCCAAGUUGAUGAAGUCAGAAAGCUAGUCUACUUUGAAGGCACCAAAGACUCCCCUUUGGAGCAUCAUCUGUAUGUGGUCAGUUAUGUGAACCCUGGAGAGGUGACAAGGCUGACUGACCGGGGCUACUCCCACUCCUGCUGCAUCAGCCAGCACUGUGACUUCUUUAUAAGUAAGUACAGUAACCAGAAGAAUCCACACUGUGUGUCCCUUUACAAGCUCUCAAGUCCUGAAGAUGACGCAUCUUGCAAAACGAAGGAGUUUUGGGCCACCCUUUUGGAUUCUGCAGGUCCUCUUCCUGACUAUACCCCUCCAGAAAUUUUCUCUUUUGAAAGUACCACUGGAUUCACGUUAUAUGGGAUGCUCUACAAACCUCAUGAUUUACAACCUGGAAAGAAAUAUCCCACUGUGCUGUUUAUAUAUGGUGGUCCUCAGGUGCAGCUGGUGAAUAAUCGGUUUAAAGGGGUCAAGUACUUCCGCCUGAACACCCUGGCCUCUCUGGGUUACGUGGUCGUUGUGAUAGACAACAGGGGCUCCUGUCACCGCGGGCUGAAAUUCGAAGGCGCCUUUAAGUAUAAGAUGGGUCAAAUAGAAAUCGAAGAUCAGGUGGAAGGCCUCCAGUACCUGGCUUCUCAGUAUGAUUUUAUUGACUUAGAUCGUGUGGGCAUCCAUGGCUGGUCCUAUGGAGGGUACCUCUCCCUCAUGGCAUUGAUGCAGAGGUCAGAUAUCUUCAGGGUGGCUAUUGCUGGAGCCCCAGUCACACUGUGGAUCUUCUAUGACACAGGAUACACUGAACGCUACAUGGGCCACCCUGACCAGAACGAACAGGGCUAUUACUUAGGGUCAGUGGCCAUGCAAGCAGAAAAGUUUCCCUCUGAACCAAAUCGUUUACUACUCUUACAUGGGUUUCUGGAUGAGAAUGUCCAUUUUGCACACACCAGUAUAUUACUGAGUUUUUUAGUGAGGGCUGGAAAGCCAUAUGAUUUGCAGAUCUAUCCUCAGGAGAGACACAGCAUAAGAGUCCCUGAGUCCGGAGAACAUUAUGAACUGCAUCUUUUGCACUACCUUCAAGAGAACCUGGGAUCACGUAUUGCUGCUCUGAAAGUGAUAUAAUUUUGACCUGUGUAGAACUCUGGUUGUACACUGGCUUUUUAACCAAAUGAGGACUCUUAAUAAAGGACAUAGAGAUCAUUGCAUUUUGGUACCUGACACAUACCUUCUAAAGAUCCAUUUGGUGCCAUGCAGCUCUCUACAGCUUGUGGACAGGGAUCUGACACCGUCACCACAGCGCACAAAAGCAAGUGACACACUUGUGUGGGAUGCCGCAGUGCCGUGCGGACUAUUGGCAGGAGGAGGACAGCAGCACCGUGCAUCCGUACUACCUUUUCUCACUUCUUAGAGCAUUAUAAACCUCAUGGACUUAAUUAGUGUAUUUUUACAGUUAUAAGUUUGUUCAGAUAUGAAAUUAUUAAUUGGUUUGGUUCGAUUCCAGAAUUUAUGACUAGUUAUGGAUUUGAGAGCACUUAAAUGUAAUUGAAUAACUUAUGCUUCUUUUUGGGGUGUAUCCAGCAUGUUCUGAACUAAUCACUAUUCAAUCUAUGAUUUAACCAGUCAUUCAUGAUUUUUUAAGAAUAACAUAGUGGCCUCCUAAAGACUUACUUUGUUUCAUUCAAGCUCUGGCCAGUUUUUAGCCAGUUUAAACUGUAUCUAGUAUAAAUAGUUCUCUUUGAUGAUCUUACAGAGUGGGUUUUACCUUUCUGCAUAAAAGCGAGUAACUGUAUGAGUAGCAUGGAUUUAAUUAGUCUUAUACUAUCAGUAAUUACGGGCAGAAACUUUUUAAUCAAAUGACUAGAGCUUAAAUAUUUGCAGGCAAUUUAUUUUCCCUAGGAAAAGGAUAAAGUUCACUUUCACUUGUAUUUUUCAGGAAAUAGUGGUUCUAUAAUGAAAUGUUGCAGAGUUUAAGAGCGCUGGAAAGAAAUUGUGAAGUGGGGAGACCAGGGCAUGGAGAAAAACAGGGAGAAAGUGGGAGUCUAUACACUGCCUGAGCAGAAAUGUAUCUAAUGUUACCAAAAAGUUUGGAAACGAAAUUGGAACUUUAAGUUUCUAGAAUAUCGGGCUGAAGAGAGAAUACAGCAGGUGGGAUGCUUUUCUUGCACACAGCUGGACCCAAGUUCAAUCCCCAGCAUUCUAUAUGGUCCCCACCCCAGCCUUGCCAGACGUGAGCCCCAAGAAUAGAGCCAGGAAUAAGUCCUGAGCACCUCUGGGUAUGGCAAAAAAAAAAAAAAAAAUCUGGACUAUUAAAACCAGAAUUUAAUCUUACCAUCACAGUUACAAACUAUUUUCCAGGGAGAAUUCCUUAGAGUUGAUUUUAUAAUUUUUAUUCUAAUGUAUUUUUCUUUAUUUUUAAAAAAUUUUUUCUUAAGUGGAAAAUCUUAAUUUAAACUUUUUCCAUCCUCUUAAAACGAUAUAGGUGGGGCCGGAGAUAGUACAGCAGAUGGGACGUUUGCCUUGCACGCAGCCGACCCAGGUUAAAUUUCCAGCAUCCCAUAUGGUCCCCCAGGCACCUCCAGGAGUAAUUCCUGAAUGCAGAGCCAGGAGUAACCCCUGAGUAUCACUGGGUGUGACCCAAAAAAGCAAAAUAAUAAUAAAAAUAAAAUGAUACAGGCAUAAUUUUAGCUACUACAAGUUUAAAAUGAAAAGGUUUCCCAGCAGCUUCUCACCACCAUACUUGGUCUCGGGCAAGGCAUGACUCUCAGUGCUGAAAGACCGUAAGGAGUGUUUUGACUCGUGGUUCUCACAUUAGCCUGCAAGACAACUCCUAGGCAGUGGUUUGCUGUCCUGCUGUCCUUCUGCAGCCGUGGGGUGCCAGAGGGGACGGCCGGGACAGUGGCAGAGCUGUCAAGGAGCUCACAAGCCUCUUUGGAAAAACUGCCAACGCUUUUCAAAAGUGUUUUCAAAAGUAUUCUUUUUCUUUCUCACCACCUCAGAGGCAUAAAUUUGUCCCCUAGAACAAGUAGCUUCCGCUAGUGAGGCUGUGGCUGCAUCCCAGGGGAACUUCAUCCUUGGGGCCAGGCAGAAGUGGGGGAAGUCCAGAAGCGGCAGAGUGACCUGCUCUCUGGCCUGGGGCGGAAUGGGCUGCCAGGGUCUGAACAUGUAUACUGUAUGAGUACCUCACUCUUUCUAUUGGCUGUGUAUGGAUUGAUUUUCCUGUUUACGGUAUUUGCCCUUGCAGAGAUUCAUCUAUUGUGGAUUUUGGGGGGUUGGGGGGGUGGGUUUGGGGUUUGGGUUUGGUUUAGAUUUUUUGCAUUUUUUUUUGUUUGUUUUUUUGUUUUUGCAAUUGAUUUGGGUAGUUUUCCUUCCCAGGAAGGUAUUUUCUCCCAUGACUUAAGUGUUUAUCUUUCUGAUUGAAGGUGGGUUUUAUUUGUGGCCUAUAGUUGGUCUCCACGGACCUAUCUUAAAGUUGUGAAGUAGAAAUGGUAUGCAGUGGCUUUCAGCUGCAUACUUGGAACCUCUUAUCCACGAAGGCUGUCUCUUCCAAGUGGCAUCUCUUAUUUUACCAAAACAACCUUAAGGAACCUCAUGUGCUCUUGAAUCCGCAGGUAGUUUUCCUUCUGAGUCUUUCUUUCUCCUUACCCCCCACAAGGAAAGCUUGUCGUCUCCCCACCCACCCCUUCAGUGGUACCCUCCCAAGGCACUAGACCAGAUUCACUUGCAGAAAGAUUUCACUGAGUUGAAGUUUUCAAACCAAGAUGAAAUGCAUCGUCAUCCAUUCAAGUAAUUGGUAGAAAUAUCACCCAGGCUAUGCAUACCCUGUCUGAGAGUAGCAAUGUUUUUAAAGUGAAGAGUAUUUUAAAAUUCGCAACAGUUGGGGGCUGGAGAGAUAGCACAGCGGGUAGGGCGUUUGCCUUGCACGCGGCCGACCCGGGUUCAAAUCCCAGCAUCCCACAUGGUCCCCUGAGCACAGCCAGGGGUAAUUCCUGAGUGCAGAGCCAGGACUAACCCCUGUGCAUCGCCAGGUGUGACCCAAAAAGCAAAAAAAAAAAAAAAAUAAAAUAAAAUAAAAUAAAAUUCGCAACAGUUUUGGUGAGAGUUAGGAAAUUCGAGAAAGUGCAAGUUGAAACAUCAGAUGAAUUUUGUGCAAGCCUGAGAGACAAGUGCGCUUGGACACCAGCACCCCAAGAGUUGUCUUGAGCAAGGGGUCCAGAAAUCUCUUACAGUUCAUUGUCAACACUGGGCUGGAGAGAUAACACACUUGCCUUGCAGCAGUUGACCCGGCAGAUUCAGUCUAACUCAAACAGACGCAGUCGGAUCCUCACUUUUGGAAGUUUGCAUUUGACUGAUUUGGUAGGAUACCAGGAAUCUGCAUGUUUAACAGGCCUUCCUGGAGUUUCUAAAGCAAGUCCUUGUAGACUUGAAACUCCCGUGAGGAAUGACUUGGUUUAAGAAGAUCAUAAAUGAUUUUGUUUUGUUUUAACAUUGAAUUGAUAAGAAGCUGAAGCAAUGUCAGGUAAGCUGCUCAUCGCCGACCUCUCUCUGCUGCUGCUCCCAGAGAGGGAUCUCUGCCGUGGGUCCCUGUUGCAGGACUUGGCUUUGGAGAGCGUUUCUCCCCCUCCGUGCUGUUCCUGGUUUGUGGAUGGGAAUGGAAAGCCUCAGACAUGUGGAUGAAGUCACGGUGCACUUGUGACCUUCCGAGAGACUCCGAUUUAGGUGUCAAGGCUUAGUUCUCUUUACUGCCUGUUCUGUUUUUUUAUAGAAGGCGUAGCCCAUCUCACAUAACAUUGUUCUCUCUUUAGGUGGAAUGAUUCCUGCAAGAUUUCAUUAUUAUAGGAUCAUAACAAUUCAAGUUAUUGUAUCUCUGAUAUAACCUAAUGUUCUCUUUUAUUAGAGGAGGAACCUAUGUAUAGAGAACAAGAAAUAUAUAUCUAUGGCCACGUAGCCAGUUGGGCGUUCAUUGGGUACGAAACUCCAUCCAGAUGUUCUAACUCUUGGUAGUUAAAUGUUAAUGUAGAAAAGGCAAAUUUUUAAGAAGUAUUUAUUAAUAUAUUCCUAUAAAACAUUUUAAAGAUAACAUAAAAUGGUUAAUUUUUCCAUUCUAAAGUAAAUGCUAAGCAUGCUUAUGAAUGAAGCAGAACUUCUAAUUAGUAUAUGACAUUCUGAAGUUAAUUAUUACACUAAAUAUGUCUUCCCUGGUGAGGUGAGAGAUUUGGGGGUUGGGUAUUAAGUGCUUGCUUAAGUCUGGAAACCCAACUUAAAGCUAUUUGAAGAAAGAGAAGACCCGUGACUCUCGACUGAUGGAGUGGGUGUCCAGUCCCAGCUACCUAACAGAAUCAAGGACGCUUUUUCUCACUCUCCUCCCAACCCCAUCUAGCCUCACCUAUCCGAUGGCGGCCAAAAUGUGGAGACGUGUUAGUGCCAAGUGCUCGCUCUGACUUUUCCUAUUUUGUGGAGAGACAGCUUUAGGUAAUCAUUUCAGAAGUCCCUCACAGAGAGAGUGAAGUAGUGUUUGUAUGUUUGUUUUUAAAUAACCUAAAUGCAAAUUUAUGUUGUAUUCAGCGCAAUUGGAGUUCAGGUCUUUAAUUUUAGAACAUAAAGUGCCUGCUGUUUGAAGCACUGACUUGUAUAAAAAGAGAAUUGCAUGUCUCACUCCAGUAAGUUUAUGGGUUUCUCAUUUUCAGUUACAUGGCUUUUAAUCAUGUAAAGUGGAACAUUAGUUUUGUUGCAUUUUAUUACAAGUUCUUUGUUUCAAUAAAGAUGCUGCUAAAAUUA
Molecule: messenger RNA, 7680 nt
Organism: Sorex araneus (European shrew)
Lineage: Eukaryota; Metazoa; Chordata; Mammalia; Eulipotyphla; Soricidae
Gene: DPP8
Product: dipeptidyl peptidase 8
Exons: 21
Coding region: 352-3027 (891 amino acids)
Biological process (GO): proteolysis
Molecular function (GO): serine-type peptidase activity; dipeptidyl-peptidase activity
Source: RefSeq, a predicted model, not a curated record